GCCAUGCCAAGGGCAGCUUACACACCAAGGGCCCCUUCCAGGGCGGUACACCUAGGACUCUCCCAGGUGCGGUGGCACCCACAGGGGCUCUCUCCCAGAGGCAACGCUGUUCUAUGGGACCUCUCAGGUGUGGUGAAGAUUCCCCAGGGGUCGACCAGCAAAAACGUCGCCCCAGGAGCCUGGUUCGGGUCACCCUUAUGGCCAUCCCAAGGGUGUCGCAGGAGACUUCCAGGGCUCCUGCGGCUAACGGUGGCGGCACACGAUGGGGCCCCUGCGCCAGGGGUUGUGGCGCAAUUAGGGCUUUACCAGGGCGUGCCCCGCCCUUAGGGGCUCUCCCAGGGGUGUCCGUGCCCCCAGGGGCCCUGCAAAGGGUGGGGACGCACCCAGGGGCCCUGCCAGGGGAGGUGGCGCACCCAGGGGCUUUACCAGGUGCGGUGGCACCCAGAGGGGCUCUCCUUGAGGCACCGGUGCCCCCAUGGGACCUCUCAGGUGUGGUAGCACCCCCAGGGGCCCACGAAGGGGAAACAUCGCCCCCAGGGGCCCGCCAAGGGGUAACGUCGCACCUAGGAGCUUUUCUUAGGGGAAGCAAUGCCCCCAGGGGAUCUUGCAGAAGCAGUGGCGCCCCAAGGGGCGGCUAA
Homarus americanus (American lobster) is the source of this 638-nucleotide messenger RNA. RefSeq names its product collagen alpha-1(XVII) chain-like. The annotation marks the transcript as partial. The transcript has 3 exons. Lineage: Eukaryota; Metazoa; Arthropoda; Malacostraca; Decapoda; Nephropidae. The record is from RefSeq and is a predicted model, not a curated record.